Molecule: messenger RNA, 1773 nt
Organism: Zophobas morio
Lineage: Eukaryota; Metazoa; Arthropoda; Insecta; Coleoptera; Tenebrionidae
Exons: 3
Coding region: 520-1761 (413 amino acids)
Source: RefSeq, a predicted model, not a curated record
UAAUAGAUUUCAAAAGUCAGUCUUUCGACCCUAGGCUCACUUUCCGCCGGACAGCCCUCGUAACACACUGUAUAUAUUCAUAGGGAAUGCGUAAUCUCUCUUCACCAGACUAUUUCAACACUCUGUAUGCAUCAAAAGUUAACAGGUCAUUAAAAAAUCGUAAAGGAAGUCUUUUUUGGAAAAUACGCUCUGAGACCUAGGAAGUUGAGUGCUCUGCUAAAUUUGUGAUUUAUUUGUUAUCAGUGAUGCAAGGUUACCCAAAAUUGUAUAGUUAUCUCAUGAACGCGAUAUGUUAUCUUUGCAACAAGUGAACUUUGUAAGAGACAUCUGCGAAGGUAGAGUGCGAAGGUCAUUUUACGUAGAACAUCUUAUCAGGAGAUGUUCAACGUAAAAUGACCUUCGUGUUUUUUUAGGUAGAAAGUGCGUACCAAAGGUAAAUUGUGUAUUAUUAUCUUGGUCGAAAAGUCCAGAAAUAAAUUACUUGUCCAUAGUUCCUCACCGUUGAAGUUUGCUUUAAAAAUGGUGACAGAAAACACGCUCGAGUCUGAAAUAAAAUCCUGGUUGGACAUAAUUUUAGAAAAAGAAAAUUUGAAAAAUCUCUCCGUACAAAUAUCAGGAAAAACAGAGAAGGGUGAUGGUUACAUAGGUGACGUAGUGUUUGCCCGUGCUGCUGGAACCGCCGAAAACGAAUCAACAAAAGAAUACGAUUUGGUACUGAAAUGUAGUAAAUCAAGCCAGGCGUUGCGAGAAGAUCGAAGGUUUAUAGACACCUUUAUAAACGAAAUGUAUAUUUACGAUAAAAUUUUACCCCUUUUUAUACAAUUUCAACACGACAGAGGAAUAAGUGAAGUGUUUAAGAAUAUCCCCAAAUCUUACGGAACCUUGGCGCUAGAAAACAGGGAAGUGGUAGUGCUUGAAAAUUUGAAAAGUAUCGGUUAUGAAUUAUGGCCCAGGCAAAAACCUCUGACAAGAAAACACAUUGAUUUGGUGAUGCAAGCGUAUGGAAAAUACCAUGCUACAUCGAUUGCGUUUAAGCAACAAGAACCAGAGAAAUACCAAGAAAUUGUAAAUACACUGCGAGAAAAUUUGAAAAGUUUCGCAAAAAGUGGGCCAGGUCUGACUACUAUGAAAAAGUGCGUUGAAGAUGCUUACGAAAUUCUCAAAAAUGAUUUGGAUGAGAGCACAUUACUAAAGUGGAAAAGUCUGGGUGAUAACAUCCAAAGUGUUCUUGAGGAAAUUCGAAACGCAGAAGCUAUGAAUGUUAUUCUUCAUGGCGACUGUUGGAGCAACAAUUUCAUGUAUAAAUACGAGGAUGAGGAUAAGUCAAUACCGACAGAAGUUGUUAUUCUUGACUGGCAACUAGCAAGACCGGCGGUUUUGAUUUGUGAUUUAUCAUAUUUUUUGUUUUGUUGUAUAUCUGAAAACGAUAUUCAUAAUAUGGAAGAUGUUUUAAAUGUUUACUAUAAACAUUUUUCUGAGCAUUUAGCCGAAUUUGGAAUUGAUUCGAAUGUGUUGUAUCCGUUAAAUCAACUUAUGGAUGACUGGAAAAAAUACUGCAAAUAUGGAAUUAUGUUUGCAAGUAUGUUACUAAGAAUUACUGCAAUUGGGAAAGAAGACGUUGUGGAUGUAGCUGAAGCAGUCGAAAUGGGCAAAGAUUUUGGUGAAAGUUUUGUAAAUGAAAUGAAAGAUAAUGACAAAUUGAUUUUCAAAAGUAGAAUACAAUACAUUGUAGAAUAUGUUGUUAAACAUGGUCUAAUAUAAGUAUACAGAUUU